GGCGGGCAGGGCUUCCCGGCAUCGGCGGCUCUCUGCGAAGCCUUCCCCGCGUCCGGCGGCGAGGCGGGGGCUGCGGCGAGGCGAGGCGAGGCGGGGCGGCCGCCCAGGGAAUCCGCGCGCAGAACCGGUGCUGGAACCACAGAAGUUCCGCUCGAUCCCGGGCGCUGGGUGAGAAAGCUGCCAUUCCCUUCAGCAGGAGGCGCUUUUCCAGGGAGAAGGUUGAAAAAUAAGACGAGGCUGCCCCCUGCUGGCAGACUUCCACAGGUUUUCCUCUCUCUGCUCAGCCCACCUGAAGGACUCUGGAAGGCUGGAGCAGAGGCACCUGGGGGGAAUGGAGCAACGGCUGAAGCACCUACUCUCAUCAGGACCAGCAGUUUUCCUCGUGGAGGCGUGGCCUGUUGGUUCAAGUAGGACAAGCUGGGUUUUAUUCACACAUCAACUUCAUUGACUUCAACUCCCAGAAUUUUUGCCCAGUUUGGUAAACACCGGUUUAUGUUCCGCAUAUUCCAUGAAGGAUGCUUUGGGCAGCAUCUGACAUGCUUGCAAAUUGGAAAAUCUGAAGGAGUCACAGACAGCUUCUUCUGACACUUUGGUUAGCCAUGCCACCCCACCACUUGCGCCACUGGCAUGCUUGAAGGCUGUUAUGCUACUUCUCAUCUCUGCCCAGCUCCACAGCACCGGCUGAGUCAGGCUCUGCUCCACAAGGCUCUGCCUCAAUUGGUGUGCAACUCGCAGCUGUCAACUUCAACUUGGCUUUGAAUUCUAUGAGACUUAUUUCUGCCUCUCGGUACCUACUGGCCACAGGACCAAAGGAAAGAAGAGGAUGUCUCUUUCAGAAAUAAUGCUGUGGACGGCAAGGUUCAGCAGGAGACCUCUUGGUGGCUUCCUCACUGGUCAUGCCUGGGACUGAGUCCUGCCACUCACUGCUGGUCAUCCUCUUUUCCACUUUCCUUCCAUUUCCCCAGCAUUAUAAACUUCUCAAAGAAACCAGAACUCUACAUUGACCGAUCCCAUGUCAUCAGGUUGAUGGUGGCUCUUAGUGACCGCACAGGCAGCAGCGUUUCCCGCUCCCCGAUGUGGUUCUUGGAGAAGAUGCGGGCGUGCCCCGGAGAAGCCGGUCUGCUGGGCCCCUUGUUCCUCGCUCUGCCCUCCGAGAAGGGCCAGGCGGCUGCCGCCCUCGCCUUCCCGAACAUCUUGACCCCAGACCGCAUCCCGGAGUUUUGCAUCCCUCCGCGGCUGACCAGCCCUCCUCCGCCGGCCAAGAGCCCCGGCCCUGCCUUCCAGCCCCGCCACAGCCUGACUGAGCCGGGCUUGCAGGAGGUGGCCUCCCCCGGCCUUUUUCCCCCCCACCUCAUCCAAGUGGAGAGCGUGGAGGAGCUCCAGGAGCCAGAGCAGGGUGGCACCAACUCAGACCCCCAGUCGCAGGCUGCCCUCUCUCUGCCCCACGUGCCCAGGACCCAGACCUCCUAUGGCUUCUGCGUGCUGCUGGAGAGCCCCCACACCCGGAGGAAAGAGUCCAUUUUCCACAGCGAGGUCUCGGGCAGCUCCCUGGUCUUGCCCCGGUCCCGGUCCAGCAGCUAUGGUGGCAGGGAGCCGGCCUCCAGCCCGGUGGCCAUCCGCCGGCACCUCUUCAGCAGGCAAGGCGCCUGGGACAGCGACACGGCCUCCUCUGGCGAGUCCUCGCCCUUCGGCUCACCCCUGCUGGGCAGGUCUCCCACCCGGCCCGGCUGCCUCCUCAAAGCCCGGAGCCAGGAGCGGCUGCCGGCCAAACCCUGGAGGGCCCGGAGGCUGUCCAGCACCACACGGGCCGGCUCCCUCUCUUUGGAUGAGGGCAGUUCCACGGACAGCAGCCCCGGGUCUCCCCGGCGCUCAUCGGAGAGCCCCCUGGCCUCCAGCCUCCUCCCCCUGCCGGCCUUCCCCCUGGACUAUCCCUGCGGCCCAGAGCGGCUGGGCAGGGAAGCCACCGUGGCCAUGGACAAGGGGGGCCUGCUGCGCCUCUCCUGCGAGCACUGCCCCGCCAACCAGCGCCUCCGCAUCCGGCUGAUCAGCGUGGAGGGUCUCUACCGGGAGGCCCCCCUGGAGCCCAAGAGCAUCAACUGCUGCAUCACCUUCUCGCUCCUGCCGGGGAAAGUCCAGAAGCAGCGCAGCACCGUCAUCAAGCGGAGCCGCAACCCCAUCUUCAACGAGGACUUCUUCUUCCUGGGCGUCUCCGAGGACCACCUGCACCGGCUCUCCGUGCGGAUGAAGGCUUUGAACAAAGGGGGGAACAUGAAGAGGGACCUGGUUUUGGGGGAGAGCGAAGUGCCUUUGAUGCAGAUUUUAGCCCCCUGAGGAACUCAUGGACACCAC
Messenger RNA from Ahaetulla prasina, 2349 nucleotides. Its product is annotated as C2 calcium-dependent domain-containing protein 4C-like. The coding region runs from base 1027 to 2331 and encodes 434 amino acids. The transcript has 5 exons. NCBI's taxonomy places the organism in Eukaryota, Metazoa, Chordata, Lepidosauria, Squamata, Colubridae. The record is from RefSeq and is a predicted model, not a curated record.